GCAAGAGAAUCUCGGGGAAUAGGUGGCAUGCUGAUGAUUCGAUGUUUGGUCCGGCAGGUGAUGAGCAGGGGUAAGGCAACCGUCGCGACUCGCGGGUGUCGGAGAGUUCAGAUUUGGCUCAGAUUUGACAGAUUUGACGUUCGGUCGCACCUGCCCUCCAGCGAGAUUCAUUCUUGCUGAGCCCUCAGGCAGGUCAUUUACCACAGAAGCUCGCCUUAGGGAAACACGCGGGCAUAUGACUGACGAUGUUAUAUUUAAUCACUGCAAACCCACGUGCCGAUAGCCCAGGGCUCGCUUCCGUUGUGUUACACAGCAGCAAACAGCGGUUGUCCUUGAUUCCUUCACAUGAAGCUUAAAACUCCUUGCAGCAAUCCUCACUUCCAGAUAGUGUGCCAGUUUCUUGAAGUGAGCUUUGCAACGGCCUCUUCUCCACUUUCACCGUUGGUGUUACGAACGCUUCGAUUCUUCUUCCUCUUCGUCUUCCAUGUCGAUACAUAUAUCGCCAUCGAAGCCCACGAAGACCAUCGACACCGACAUUCUCGAACAUUACACAAUGCUGAGCACCGCAUCUGCAUCAGAGGCCCCGCCCUCCGGCUUUGAAAGAAAGUUGAGCACUUCAAUCCAGCGCCUUCGAGCCAAUAGUGUCUACCAUGAACGCACCUUCGGAUCUGGCGAGCUUUCCAAGUCCCAGCAGUACAUCCACAGACUCAAGGCAAUUAACCGCCGUGGUGGCCAUAAUCUCACCAACGACGAAGCCCGCUUCUUCCUCUCAUUGCCCGACAAGAUCCGUCGUCUUCACUUCACCAGACAAGAGAACAUUCUGAUGCGGGCCGCUUGCGAGUUGCAACUGUCCAAGGACAGCGGCAUUCCUCCUCCUCUUCCCAGAUCUUGGACCGACGAACGCGCCUCAAGCAGCCACAGCUACGCCAGUUCCUUCCUCAGCCGCAGAACUAUGGUCGAGCCUCCAUCGACUCCGACCACUUCUGAUGGCGGAUACCCUUCAGCCACCAGCAGCCGCACUUCGUCUCGCCCACGCACCCAAUCGGUUGUUUCCUCCAACGCCUCCAUCCUGCCUUUCAACCCACUGGCUUGCCAUCCUCCCCGCACUUCCAGCAUGACGCAGAGUCCCUUCGACUACACAAAGGUCAUCAGCAAGACCCCCGAAACUCCAGCCCCAGUCACUAGACAAUACCUGGACCCCAAGACCAGAGAGAUGAUCCGCCGCUGUACUUCCUCCCCCGAGGCUUUCGAUGAGGUUAUCAAUUUCGGAUAUGCUACCGACGAGGCUGCUCCCGUGACCAAGCAACACCCGAGCUUUGACUACGAGUUCGACGAGGAUCUGAGCUCGUCUGAUGGCCUCUCUGACGAUGACGAGGACGAGGAUUACACUCUCGACUCGGACGACGAACCUUGGACCCCUGGAUCUGACGAUACCAUGGCCACCAGCUGGGACUUCCGUUCGCCUUGUCCCCCAAUCCAGCGCUUCGAUGGUGGCUACUUCCGCACUCCCAAGGAACGUCCCAUGACUCUGCGCGUCACUUUGACCAAGCCUGAGAACAGAUCAGCCAUGGAUGACUCCCCUACUCGUCUCACCAAGACUGAUCAGGAGGACCUUUCAAGCCUGAAAGUUGAAGACCCUCUUGCACUCGAGCGACUCACUUUCUCGGAUGAUGUCACUGGAAUGUAUGGAGCCUUUGCCGUCAGCCCCACCAAGGACAGCAGCAAGGUGAAGAAGUUGUUGAAGAGACUGACAUCUCCCGCCUUCUAAAAGACUACUGUAAAUGAAACACAGUCUGGUGGGAGCUGCCUUGCUCGCAACGAGCUGUAAUGACUACAAGAAAGAGAAGAGAAGAGAAGAUGAAAGACGCACAGCAAGGAAGAAAAGAGCCUCAAUCCAGCACAAGGGGCCAAAGCAGCAUUUUUUUCGCAUUCAUGUUUUAACGAUCGGUAUACCCCCACCCAACAAAGGACACAACAACAACACAAGGACAAUGGGCGUUUUCUGUUAUUUGCUUUUUUUGCUUAUCUGCUUUUUAUUGUAAAGAUACCACAUUCAGCGCAGCGAAGGGGAAACCGGAAUAAAUGGGAAAGAAAGGAGAAGAAUUUAUGGCUACGAAUACCCCCCAAAUGUCACUCAUCGCUUUUUGAGACAACUACUCUG
Molecule: messenger RNA, 2161 nt
Organism: Aureobasidium pullulans EXF-150
Lineage: Eukaryota; Fungi; Ascomycota; Dothideomycetes; Dothideales; Saccotheciaceae
Exons: 3
Coding region: 485-1768 (427 amino acids)
Source: RefSeq, a predicted model, not a curated record